This is a messenger RNA of Fraxinus pennsylvanica, 1047 nucleotides long. NCBI's taxonomy places the organism in Eukaryota, Viridiplantae, Streptophyta, Magnoliopsida, Lamiales, Oleaceae. The record is from the annotation of a GenBank genome assembly.
AUGCCUUCAGGUGCAAAGAAGCGAAAAGCUGCCAAGAAAAAGAAGGCAGUAGAAUCAUCAUCCAACAACAAUAACAACUCUAUUCCACCGGAUUCUACUGCUCAAUCUCAUGGGGAUGAUGAUCUUAAGCACCAAGAUGAUAAAGAUAGUGAUGGUGUAGAGGUUAGCUCUCCUGCACCUCAGGAACACUGUAGCCACCAUUACUCUUUCACCGAGGACGAGGGAGUCGAGGUGGAGCAGGAACUCAUCACUUCAAAUGUUCCGUCUGAUAGGAGUAUUUUUCUCGUUGAAGGGGAGUUGAAUGGUGAGGAUGAGUCAGACCGAAAGGACAUAAAGAUUGUGUAUGAUGGGGGCGAGCCGGGGAGUUCUAGUAGUACUAGUUCGGAUGAUGAGUCUCAUGUUGUUGAGGAUAGUAAAAUUGUCAUUGAAAAUGUCACAUUUGUUGAUUCUGCAAAACCGGUCAAUUUUUUAUCAGAACAACAGGCUGAGGAAAUUCAUGUUGUUUCAGUCGAGGAAGAUAGUGAUUUAGUUAAGAAAACGAGUCCUGUCGUCGACUUGGAGAAGAUCUCGAUGCUGGAUGAGAAAGUGCAAGUAGGUAUAUGUGCUACUGAAUCUGAAUUGAAAGCAAAUGAGAUGGAAAAGUUGAGUUAUGCAGAUGAGAAGGUUAUUAUUUCGGCGACUAUUGUGGAUGUGGUAUCAGAGAGGAAUGAGGAUGUACCGACUGAUGGAUUAAUAGAAAUUGCUGCUGCAACUUCAAAUGCUAAAGAAUGUGCAACACAAGAAAAUGAUGACAAAUUGACGCCCUCAUACGCUUUACCUAGAGUUGAUGCCAAUAAAGAAGUAGAACGUGAGAAAGAUAAUAAAUUUCCUGAGGUGUUGGCAGCACCUGAUCCCUGUCGUCCAGUGCAAACUACUUCAUGGAAGAGUUGCUGUGGACUCUUUGAGGUGUUGUCUGGGUCCGUAGAUAAUUCAAGGUUAAGAUCCUUAAGCUUCAAACUUUCAUCUUUUCAUUCACAUUUUACAAAUAUAGGUUUUAUGCCACAGUGA